GCGGCGGCUUAGAUGCUCUCGCUUGCAAAAUCCACUGAAUCAUGGAUGUUUUGCUUCUGCACUUUUCUCCCUAGAAAAGCUGUCCAUGGGCUUCUUUCCACGAAGGCUUUUUUAAGAGGCUAUAGGCUUCAGAAGCCAAAAUUGAUUUUUUUUUCCCCCUAGCAUCCGAAGAGCCAGAAGGUUGAGCCGUCUCGCGGAGCAAGCUCUGGGAGGGGAGACCAACUGCUAUGGCAAAAAGGGGACAUUCGCAAGCUUCCCAGGCAGCAAACUAGCGCGCAGACAGCCCAGCCCCGUGUUGCGUCGUCAGCGCGCGGAGCGCCGCUGUGCUCUCCCGGGCAAGUUUUUGGGGAGUGUCCCUUCUCUCUACGGACACAGCAAAGUCUCCAGUUUACCAACAGAUGUUUCCCUCGCAGCCCUGAAGUCCAAGAGCUCGCUGGCUGCAGCGCAAGGUCCUGAGGCCAGCGCGCUGUGGUUGAGGGACCCCACCAGGCAAAUGUCAGAAUCAGUAUGAGAGCCUGGACUUCAGCCCAGAUAGCGUGGAAGAUGAACUGGAGAUGGCCACUGUCAGGCAUCGGCCUGAGGCUCUUGAGCUUCUGGAAGCCCAGAGCAAAUUUACCAAGAAGGAGCUCCAGAUUCUUUACAGAGGAUUUAAGAAUGAAUGCCCCAGUGGCGUUGUUAAUGAAGAGACCUUCAAAGAGAUUUACUCGCAGUUCUUUCCACAGGGAGAUUCUACAACAUAUGCACAUUUUCUGUUCAAUGCAUUUGAUACAGAUCACAAUGGAGCUGUGAGUUUUGAGGAUUUCAUCAAGGGUCUUUCUAUUUUGCUUCGGGGGACAGUACAAGAAAAACUCAACUGGGCAUUUAAUUUGUAUGACAUAAAUAAAGAUGGCUACAUCACUAAAGAAGAAAUGCUUGACAUAAUGAAAGCAAUAUAUGACAUGAUGGGUAAAUGCACAUACCCUGUCCUCAAGGAAGAUGCUCCCAGACAACACGUUGAGACAUUUUUCCAGAAAAUGGACAAAAAUAAAGACGGAGUCGUUACCAUAGAUGAAUUCAUCGAGAGUUGCCAAAAAGAUGAAAACAUCAUGCGCUCCAUGCAGCUCUUUGAAAAUGUGAUUUAACUUGUCAAACACAUCCUCAAUCAGACAGACAGAUGUGAACUAUUCUACCACAGAGUUGGAGCUACCACUUUUAGCAUAGAUUGCUCAGCUUUACACUGAGGCAUAUUAUGCAAACAUGCUUUGUUUUAAUAUAAAGCAAUCCCCCAAAGGAUUGGAGUUUCCCAUUUAUAAAUUUGCAUCCUUUUCAUAAUGCUACGGAGUUCAUGGGAUGUUCUGAGUCAUUUCAUACCCUGUGACUAUUCAAAAGUAACAGAAUCUGGCAUAUAGUUUUAUUGAUUCUUUAGCCAUGAUUAUUGAGGCUUUCACAUUAUCAGUGAUUCUAAAAUAUCAGUGUUUUUUUGCUACUCAUUUGUAUGUAUUCAGCCCCAGGAUUUUAAAUGGUUUUCUAAAAUACUGGCAUCUGCAUUUAAUUUCCAGAAAUUAAUUUUCAUGUUUGUACACUAUAAUUCCAAUUACACUUUAAGUAAACAAGAUUACCAUUAUUGAAAAAAAAAAUACAUAAAUAGUCCCAGUUUCUGUGGAUUUGCUGCCUUCUGUUUAAAGACAUUCACUUACCUGCCGUUUUUUAUAACAUAAAACAAAUUAGUUUAUUACCAGAUGUCAGCAUAUGCCUAAUAAGGCUUAUUCAAUAAGCAUUUCUUAAUUUUUCCUGAUAUGUAUUACAGCCAAGGACUACAUGAGAAAUGUACUUUUGGACUUGUUCCGUCCUACAGGUUGACUGUUUUCUAUUGUGUCACUAAGUGGAAGUCCAAGAAGGCGUGAAACAAGGCAAGGAUGUCCAUAGGCUUAUGCAGAGGGUCAGGCUGCUGUCCUCUAGUCCAUGGCAGUGCUUAGCGACAAGUAAUCCUUACCCCGCGCUAAAGGCCUGUUCCAUCCUCGUUCCCGACAUCCUCAUGGCACCUUGACAUUCCAUGUCAUUCAGAGACAAAGAGAGCCUGACCACCCCAAGGCCUACUAGGAACAAACAGCAAGCAGAAUUCACUUUGAAAGCACCAGUGAUUCCAUUAUAUCGAGAACUAUAAUACCAAAAUGUAGUAGAAAAUGAAUAUAAGCGCUAAGCAACUCACCUGGAUUAUAUUAUCAUUUAGCUCAUCAUAAAACUCUAAUAAUUUUGGAUUAUUUUUAGUGAUCUUAAGCCAAAAUUGUAAAGCUGCCACAACAUUACUGAAGAUACACACACUUUCUCUGUUUUGCAGAAAUAUCACAAAGACCAAGAGGCGAGAGUAGGAGGAAAAUUGCAACUGUCUUUGCAACAAUAAAUCAGGUAUCUAUUCUGGUGUAGAGAUAGGAUGUUGAAAGCUGCCCUGCUAUCACCAGUGUAGAAAAUAAGAGUAGUACAAUACAUGUACACUGAAAUUUGCCAUCGCGUGUUUGUGUAAACUCAACGUGCACAUUUUGUAUUUCGAGAAGAAAAAAAAAAUAAAAGCAAAUAAAAUGUUUAUAACUCUA
This is a messenger RNA of Phacochoerus africanus (Common warthog), 2570 nucleotides long. It is a transcript of the gene KCNIP4, whose product is annotated as potassium voltage-gated channel interacting protein 4. Gene Ontology annotation, biological process: regulation of potassium ion transmembrane transport. Gene Ontology annotation, cellular component: voltage-gated potassium channel complex. The record is from RefSeq and is a predicted model, not a curated record. The coding region runs from base 555 to 1121 and encodes 188 amino acids. NCBI's taxonomy places the organism in Eukaryota, Metazoa, Chordata, Mammalia, Artiodactyla, Suidae. The transcript has 8 exons. Gene Ontology annotation, molecular function: potassium channel regulator activity; calcium ion binding.